AUGCCUGCUUAUCUCAACGUAGAGACCAUCCGAAACGCUGCCGAGCUUAUAAAUUCUACGCUCGUGACGAAAGGCCACAUCAGCGAGGACCUCAAAUUUGUCACCACAAAUUGGGCAGAGCUAAUAAGCGACCAGCCCGACAAGAAAGCCUUGGAGACGCUCACGGUGCAGGAAGGCAUCUAUAACAAUGACAAGAACGUGGUCAACGCCAUUUAUUCUCUUGUCCAGAGCAUCGACAAGCAUAACCGCCAGCACGAGGCGUCCAACCAGGUGUUGGCCGAAAAAGAGACCGAAAUCGCAAGGCUACAGCGCAAAUUGCACCGGGCAGAGCUGGAGACAUCAGCAUGCGAAAAGAAACUCGCCCGGGUCCUCCACACCGACUUGGCCACGCUCACACAGCUCAAUGAGCAGUUGGAAAAAAGAACCAGGGCCCAAACCCGCGAGAUCCUGCGCCUCAAAAACCUCAACUGCGAGCUCCGCAGCAAGUAUGAAGUGGAGCGAAGGCGCAUGGCUCUCGAGAGUUCCGAGCUCAAAUCCGCCCUCUUGCACUCCCGAGGGCUAUCAACGGCCAUUUCAUACGGCCGGCCGAUGAAAUUUGGGAGUGUCCAGAGCCAUGCUUCGACCCCCGAGCCUGAUCCAAAUCCCCACUUGGUGCACGGCAAUAAACCGUCGGUCAACAACACAGAGCCGCGGCCCUUGAUGCACAAAUCGCCGGAAACAUCCGAGAUUGCCAAAAACGAGUACGAGGGCAUUGCCACGCAACUCCUGGAGGUCAUCGAGCAGCUCAUGAACGAAAACGGCAAGUUCGCCAAACUCACACGUGCCCUUACUGCCUACGUGGAAAAGGUGAACGCCAGUAUCCGCCCAGAGAACGUUCGCCGGGAAAACGGACCUGAUCUCGCUAGCCCCGCUGAGUUCAUUGAUGUCCAGUUCAUUUCGGCUGAAACAAACGAGGAGGUGGUGCCUUUUGAGCUUUCCUCUGCACCGCUUCUACGAGGCGUAUACAAUAACUACGACGCCAUAGCCACCUUGGUGGACAUGGCCGUGAACAGCCUGCUUGAGAGCAGAACCUUCGAUGACCAGAGACGCCUGGACAAAAUGGACUUACUCGCGGAGGAAAACAGACAAUUGUCGAGCAGCUUGCAGGACGCCUUGAAGGCAUUAGAAGAGUGGCGGAGACACAAGAAGGAAGCUUGA
Metschnikowia bicuspidata var. bicuspidata NRRL YB-4993 is the source of this 1197-nucleotide messenger RNA. RefSeq lists its product as uncharacterized. Bases 1 to 1197 code for a protein of 398 amino acids. Lineage: Eukaryota; Fungi; Ascomycota; Pichiomycetes; Serinales; Metschnikowiaceae. The transcript has a single exon. The record is from RefSeq and is a predicted model, not a curated record.